Neomonachus schauinslandi (Hawaiian monk seal) is the source of this 327-nucleotide messenger RNA. RefSeq names its product small nuclear ribonucleoprotein E-like. Gene Ontology annotation, biological process: spliceosomal snRNP assembly; mRNA splicing, via spliceosome. Gene Ontology annotation, molecular function: RNA binding. The transcript is spliced from 2 exons. The coding region runs from base 1 to 327 and encodes 108 amino acids. Gene Ontology annotation, cellular component: U5 snRNP; U4/U6 x U5 tri-snRNP complex; U1 snRNP. Lineage: Eukaryota; Metazoa; Chordata; Mammalia; Carnivora; Phocidae. The record is from RefSeq and is a predicted model, not a curated record.
AUGACGUACCGUGGCCAGGGUCGAAAAGUGCAGAGGGUGAUGGUGCAGCCCAUCAUCCUCAUCUCCAGAUGCUUGCAAAAUAGAUCUCGGAUUCAGGUGUGGCUUCAUAAGCAAGCGAACAUGCAGAUAGAGGGCUGUAUCAUUGGUUUUGAUGAGUACAUGAACCUUGUAUUAGAUGAUGCCAAAGAGAUUCAUUCUAAAACAAAGUCAAGAAAACAACUGGGUCAGAUCACGUUAAAAGGAGAUAAUAUUACCCUGCUCCAAAGUGUCUCCAAACUACAAAUGAUCAAUGAAACCUGUCAGCUAAAGGAAAUUGAGAGUUAUUGA